AUGGAUUCACCGAUAGCAUUGCUUGCACUUCCCCUCGUCGUCAUCUUCUCCGCCUCUUUGGCCAGUGCAGAAUCCAAACUGGUAAACGAGGUCUGCAGUAAAACCAAAGAUUACUCGAGCUGCGUCGCAGCUCUGCAGCUCGACCCACGAGCUGCAAAAGCAACUACGCUUCGUUCUCUCGGCGUAAUUGCUUUGCAAAUAGCAUCGAAGGACACUGCCGGGAGUCGAAAGGAUGUGGACCAAUUGCUCAUGGACCCAAAGACGAGUUCCUCAUGGAAGCCGGUGCUCGAGUCUUGUAAGGCUAACAUCGACACCGCGGCUUUGCAGUUCUCAGUAGCGAGUCGUGAACUUGCACAAGGCGCAUUGUCUGCAAAUUAUGAUGUUUUGUUGGCCUCGGAUGCAAUCGACCCGUGCUUGAAGUCCAUGACAAGUAGCCAGCAGAAUAUUCCACCAUUAGUCACCAUAUGCACUCGUGCCAAAACUUUCGUUUCCAUCGGCCGUGUCGUUACCGACUAG
This is a messenger RNA of Syzygium oleosum, 516 nucleotides long. RefSeq names its product pectinesterase inhibitor-like. The transcript has a single exon. The record is from RefSeq and is a predicted model, not a curated record. Gene Ontology annotation, molecular function: enzyme inhibitor activity. The coding region runs from base 1 to 516 and encodes 171 amino acids. NCBI's taxonomy places the organism in Eukaryota, Viridiplantae, Streptophyta, Magnoliopsida, Myrtales, Myrtaceae.